CAGGACACUCGUCGCGAAAAGUUCUCUGACUGUAAAAGUUGUUCGAUUCAUAAAAUAAUUUUCAGUGGUAAUUUUCCAUAAAUUAGAACUUUUUCUGAUUCUUUGUGCCUUAUUUUUACUUUGGGAUCUAUAAUGAUUGGCAUCUGGCACAACCAUGAGAACACGAUCGCAAUGAGUACCGGCGCCUGUCGCGGCCGAUAGUACCACUCGCGCCCGCUUGUACCCUCCCCCUCUCGCACCCCGCAGCACCGGGGCAGACCCGCCGCCGGCAUGGGGCGCGACAAGAAGUCCCCACACAAAACCGACUCACAGAAAUCCAGCACUAACUUAGUUGGGAAAUUCACCCAGAGCGUCAGACGCAUUGUUCAAGAUGUCAAAGAUGAGGCCGCUUCGAGCGGGCAGACUAAAGAGGAGGUGAUAGAGACUAAUGAACGUCUUCGAGCUGUUCGCAUUCGUCUCGACGAGAACUAUGACACAGCUAAGAAGGCUCUAGUUACCCUGAUGGCGAGAUACAACGAGUCAAAGGCACAGAGGAACGUGUUCACAAGAUAUGCACUACUUAAGGCUAUGAUCAAGGAUGUAAUACGCUUAGAAACUCAAUACUGGUCUCUUGUGGAGAUCCCAAAGCAAGAGAAGGCUGAGACCGUUCCAGCCUUUGUGCUGCGAGCGUGUGCUAUCAUGGAGAAGACACAGAAGUCUGGUGAGGGCGUCAAGACCUCGGCCAAGUUGGCUGAAGAAGCUGCCGAGAAACGCGAACGCUUGGAAAGACUCAAUGAUAUGACAACAUCACAGAUAGAAACGGAGAACACACAAAUGACAAACGAUCUAUAUCGUCUGUUGAAAAAAUACACGGGAUUAAGAAAUUUGAUACGCGAGCUAAAGAAAGACUACGUGAGUUCCAAGUUGUACCCAAUGUUUCCGAGGUACACUAUGCUGAAGGACAUGAUAAAGGACAUAAUGCACGAUCCAGACUACAUGGAAGUGUGCCACGAGGUAGACCCGUAGCGCGGGGUGCGCAAAUAGACGAGGUCUUCUUUCUCUGAGCGAGCUGGCUCGAGGCGCCGCACCCGAUAGUGACGACUGACUUGAUGGGUUACCACUUACAUCCGAGCUAAUGUUACCUUAGUGUGAUAUCCCGUGUUAAUUUGGCAAUAUCCGUCACCGAUCUCAUGUUCUGUCCCACUGCCAAACGUUAGUCCAAAGCCCACAUAACUUUUGAGCCUUGCGAGAAAUAUACUUUAGGUUCCGAGCAGAAAGCUUUUAGCUUCUUUUAAGUGCGGUUUGAUCAAGAGUAUUUAUUUUAGUUUAUUAAAUUGACAAUAGCCUUGGUGACCAAAGAAAGAAAUAUAUCAAAGAGCGAGUUUUGUUCGCUCUCUCAUCGCGGUUGAUAUUGAAAUCAGCUAUAGAUUUAUUAAACGCUUAGAUACUGUUAAUGGCUUACUACGAAUUUAUUGGAUUUUGCAAUCCUAAGCUUAACAUCCAAUAGAAAAAAUGGCAUUACAAUUGUUAAGUUUUUUGUUUAUGUUGAUUCGCUACAAUUAUAAGGCAGAAUCGUAGGUCAUUAUACCAAUUUAGAGCCAUCCUCGAGAUAAAUUUUGAAUAAUUGGAGAUAAGAAUUGAUGGAUUAUUGUAUUAAAUUUAUCUGAUUAGAUUUUUCUCAGUAAUUUGGAUGUAGUAUUUUUGGUUCUUCUGAACGAACACAAAGCUCGAAGCUGAACACGAUGGGCAAAGAUCACCUUUCAAUAGGUGAAUGCCACAAAACCAACCAAGGCUAAUAUGGAGAAGAGGACGUUUCAAGAGCGGCUCUUAUAAAUCAAGGUUAUUGUUAUCUUCAAUCAAAGUACAAGUGUUUUAGUUUCUAAAAUAUUAACAUAUUAUGUAAUAGACGUAGAUCACAUGCAAAUAGAAUCCUUUUUAGACCUUAGAAAUAAAGCCCACCAUUUAAACUAGUCUUUGCAGGAUUUUUUUCUAAGUAAGUGGUAAUAGAUAAGUGGAGCUUAUUGGAUUGCCGGCCGUGAAGAGACUUUAGUAAGUUCUCGUUUAUUUUGCGCUGGUUUUGCAAUACUUUUAGAAAAUUAAGACGUCAUUGUUACCAUUUUAAAACAUUUAAAAAUGUCGUCAACAUCUAUAUCGUCAUCAUAAAGUUAUAAGUUACAUCGUAACAUAGAGUUAUUUUUUCUUUACUAAAAAUGAAAUAAGUAUCUAUUUCAACUGAUUACUAUUCGCUCUGUAAGUAGCGCACUAGAAUUCUAAUAAUAGUGAUAGGUAGUAUAUAUAUAUAUAUCUGUUCAUUUCUCCCCACAACACAACGUACAAUAAUUCAGAGUAAAAAAGUGUAACAUUUUUAACUGUUUCUAUUAGUGAGGCGCUGGUGUCGGAAGUAGACUGACCCUGUAUCAUCAAGACAUCAUCCCUAGAUAUUAUCAGAAUCGCAGUUUGAAAACGUUAGACAAUUGUACCUACUGCAGCAAAAAAGGCAUUAAAAAAUAUUUUUUUCUACGUUUUUACAUACUUUUUCACUUUACAUACAUGACUUAAUUUAAUCAUAAUAUCAUGAUGAAUAUAACUAUAAAACCUACCUAUUUUAAUUACUCUCAUUAUUCUAUUGUACUUGAUUGUCUUACUCGAUAUUUAUAAACAGCAUUGCUUUAAACCUGCUUCAUUCAAUGUCAAUCAAUUGUCACUGUCAUGUAUUAGCUUAGCAUCUACUCACGAGUACUUUGAUAAUAAUUGUUGGCUACACUGAUCAAGGUCGGAAUGCGCUUCUUUGAUUCUUGAUUUGAAUUGUAUUUUGUAUCCCUAUCUUAUAAUAUUCUAUUGUUAGAGUUAUCAUUAGCGAAUCGAUAAUGACUAGCAAGAAUGCAGUUCUCGUGAUUUUGUAUUCAGACAAUUGUUAUAAUUAGUGUGGGUAAUGGAAAUACACGUUCUGAAGUUACUAAGUACUACAUUAUUCUUGCCAAGAUUUGAAUGAUAUACACAAAUUCAUUUAUUUUAUAAUCUAUGUAAUGCGUGCUUUUAAAGUCCCAACAUUGCAACAGAAAAGAAAUCAUAAUUGAGUUGUUUUAUUUCAUACCUACAUUCUUCUACGCCGUAAUUAAAAUAAUCCACAUUAUCAUGCCUUUUAUAGCGUCCAAAAAUACAAAUAGUGCAUUUGUAUGUCAGCAAUAAUUGUUGUAGAGUAUUGUCAUUCGUAAAAAUGUCUAAAACCUAUAUAUUUUAUUUAAUCAAUGGUUUGAUAUGUUAAUACUAGGAGAUGUAGGUUCUAAAAUAAUUUAAAACAUUUUAUAAACGACGAGGUGAGUUUUCAUAUAGAAAGUUUAAUAUAGAAUAAAUAUUAAAUUGUUGUAUAUAAUAAUGAAGGGACAGCAAAUUGGUAACCACAAAAUUAUCGAGAAUCUGUGCUUAUAGAAGAUACUGAUCUUUGUUAAUUUUGGUAGAAUUAAUGUAAUUUACCGUAACUCUACAUUUCCAGGAUAUUUGUUUUAACAUUUAUUUAAAACCAAAUAAAAAUAUUUCCUCACAUAUCAGUUAUAUAUCGCAGGUAGACUUACAUAUCCCCAUUUAAUAUCUUUACUCAAAUUGUAUCAGUAAACACAUAAUCUAACUAAUGUAGGAACUUGAAUGAAGCUUGAAUUAUUAUUAGGAUUGUUUUUUGUACUUAUUAUUAUAUUAAAAUAUAUAAUCAUAAUAUAUAAGCUGUAGUAUUAUAAUACAUAUACAAUUUAAUAAAAUGGACUUGUUAUACAUAUCAAAUAUAAGAAAUUUCGCUGAUAAAUUAUUACCUUAUAAGUUUUAUUUAACCAUAUAACUUUUGAUAUUUUGUAAAGAUUUUGAGGCGUGUUGAACACUAUUAUCUUAAACGAUUUUCAUUUGUUUUUAAUUGUUAUUAUUGCUUAAAUUAAGUAAUUCGAUUGAAAUUGCCUUGUCAAUAGGACUCGCAUAUUGCGACUUAAAACAAAAGUUGAGUUGAAUUUACACAUAGGUAAAUUUUGUUGUCAAUGCAGUUAGUUAAGUGGAGUCUUUCCAGAUUUAAUAUUAUGCGAUGCUGAUGGAUAGCGUUAUUUUUACCAUUUUUUAUGCCUUAACAAGAUACUUAAUCUUUUGAAAACAAGUGCUUACACAAUAUACGAAAAAACGGAGGAGGUUCUCAAGUUGACGCGUAUUUUUUUUAUUUUCUUUGAUAGAGACGGUGCCAAACAAUAAAAAUUAGUCAAUUACGUAAAGUAUGAGGCGCGACUCAAAAUUAUUUAAACAGUAUCUAAGCUAAAUAAAUGUUAUCAUAUUAUUUUUGCUUUUCAGUUUUUCAGAUGGUUUAAUUUUCUUGUUUAAUUUUACCAUAACUUUGUAAACCAUAAUUUAUUUUAAAAUUUCAACAUGUAAUGCAUCUUGGAGUCAAUUUUAAAUGGGAUGUGUUUACUUUGUGGAUUCAUCAUAGCAGAUUCUUAUAUUGUAUCGAAGACUUUCUAUUGAAUACAAAACACACAAUAUAAGGCUAAAUCAUAAAAAUUUCGGAAGUGGCAUUCUUGUCACAUAUACAAGUUUAUUAAAAUAUAUUUAAUCUCUAUUACAUAUCCUUAAAAUUAUUUUAGUUUUAGGCUGUACAUUCCCGGGUGCGUGUGAACUUGUAUUUUUUAUAAUGUUAACUCUUACAUAAAUAACUAUUAUACAGGGCGUCCCAAAAUAUGGGACAUGAACGGAAAGUACCUUAAAUAUCGUGUAUAGGGUAUUUUAGUGAAAGAAGACUUUAAAUUAUUUUUAAAAGUUAGUAAUUCUGCAUUCAAAGAUUUUCUAAAAAUUACUUACCUCGUCUAUGUAUCGAACCGACUAGAAUGUAUAAAAAAUACCCCUACUUUUAUGGUGCCAAUCGAAAGAAUGGCCAAAAACUAAUAACUCUUCUGAAGUAACAUAGUAUUUUAAAAGAAAGUAGUCAAUUAAGAGGGUAUUUUUUUGUAAAUUAAUUACUUGAAUGCUCAAAAUGUGAUCUUACGCAAAUCGCCAAUCUUUUAAUGCGUCCGCUGCCUGUUGAUUUUCUUAUCAUUUUAUGGUGAAUACUCGAUAUGAUAUGGCACAAUUCUGUUUGUAACUCGCCCACUUGUUUGUUCUCGUAUCGCUUUUUGUAUGGCAUAUCUUUCACGUAUCCCCAAAAGAAGAAAUCUACUGGUGUAAGGUCCGGGGAUCCUGCCGGCCAUCUAAUCGGUUCAUUCGUACCAAUCUAAGUUGGAAAACAUGCGUUUAGAAAAUCUGCUGCUCUCCGACUAUUAUGAGCCGGAGGUCCAUAGUUUUUGGCCAUUAUUUCGAUUGGCAUCAUAAAAGUAGACAUUUUAAAUUUAAGUCGGUUCGAUUCCCAGACGAGGCAAGUAAUAUUUAGAAAAUCUUUGAUUGUAGAAUUACUAAUUUAAAAAAAAAAACAUAAAGUCUUCUUUCAGUAAAGUACCCUAUCUUCGAUAUUUAAGGUACUUUCCCUUCAUGUCCCAUAACUUUGGGACGCCCUGUAUACUACUAUAUUUAUAGUCAUACAUAAACUUUUCUAGACAUUUCUAUAUGAGCUGAUGUUUUUGUUGCACAAUAAAGUAUUUUGAUGUUUAUUGUUAUGGUACCAGGAAAUUAGAAAAAUUAUAAUAUAAUAUACAAUAAUAUAGACAUUUGUUCUUUAAUUUAAAUCAUUUAUUUUACAUGGCCUAUUCGCAUAAACUAUAAUAUUACCUUAUAUAACGCUUUUGUAGCACUUAUACAAUUAACAGAAAAUUUUAGCUAUAAGAAAUGAUGUAGAUAAUGGCAAAUGAAAGCUAAUAGUGAGGUUACCAUAACUAAUUCAAUUAUAUAAAUCUAUAGUUUGUUUGUUAUAUCAAAUAUUACAUUAGGAAAUAUAUAAUGUAUGUAGUAUUAGGGAUAUUGGUGUAUUUAAACGUAGCUUAUUAUGUUUUAUAUUGCUGGAAGUUGUUUAUUUUAAGAAAUAAUUAUAUAUCUUAUUGUCUAAAACACUGCCAAGAACAACAUUUGUACGGUGUCGUUAGUAAUAUAAAGUUAGAGGUAUUUAGUGUGUACCUGACUGUAUCGUAUUAUUAAGAAGGUAAUUAAUAUAUGUAGCAUGACUAUAUUAAUAGUCAUUAUUGUUUAAGGACUCUGCCCUACAUGCGAGUCACGUUACCUCCCCGAUUCAAUCACACUUCGGCCGUCAACCUGAGAUUUAAAAAUGAAAUAUCUGUGUUAAUGUUAAUAUAAGUUAAUAAUUGUUAAUGUUAUAUACAGUGUCGUUUUAUUAAGAUCUCAAUCGCGAGAGUAUAGGGCACGAGAAGUUCAAACAGUCUGAAGUGUCUAUAUGAUAUUAAAUGCAUUAAUUCUAAAGGCCAGACCGCAUUAGAGCGGCGCGUCGCUUCACGUUGCUCGAUGGUACCUACCUACCGCAUCAAAACUUUAGUAAGCGGCAGCUCGCGUCAAUUCUAUACCAGUAGUAGGCGAGCAACAUUACAAUAUAAACGAUAGUGAUGAGGAAAAAUAACGAAGUAUGGUAGAGAAAUAAAAAUAAGAAGAAAUGGAAUUGCUGACAUACCAAGGUCACGCUUUCAAGAAGGCGAAUAUCACAAUUUGUUUCCUCGCCUUCUCAAUGACUCUGUACGAUUUUACACUUACUUUAGAAUAUCGAAGACAAAAUUUAAUAAAUUUAUCAAUUAACAGUAUGCAUACUGAAGCGACGCGCUACUUGCUGUGGCGCACUGCGCGUCAAAAUAUUCUCUCGGAGGCAAUUCUGCCGCGACGCGCAGUGUAGCACCGCUCUAGUGGGACAUGCACAAUACAAAAUGAUUGAAAUAAUAUCGUGACACUUUGUGCCGCACGGUGCAGCGCUGAGCGGCGCAGCGGUAAUGCGGUCCGCCUCAAAACAUCAUGACGUGUUCGUAUUGCCAUUCCUCACCAGUUUUGGCUAUCAGCAACCUCAAGUUCGUAACAUAUCUAUCAUUAGAUAAUAUAAUAUUUGUUAGUGUUAAAUAUUGGUAGUUACAAUAUUAAUCAUACUAAUAUAAGUGUUGUCUGCUAACCAAAUAUAACAAUUUAAGCGCAAAGUAUGUUUAUUUUGUCUGAUAUCUAUAAUG
Messenger RNA from Leptidea sinapis, 7088 nucleotides. RefSeq lists its product as uncharacterized. Bases 271 to 1005 code for a protein of 244 amino acids. The transcript has 7 exons. Lineage: Eukaryota; Metazoa; Arthropoda; Insecta; Lepidoptera; Pieridae. The record is from RefSeq and is a predicted model, not a curated record.